Acaromyces ingoldii is the source of this 1974-nucleotide messenger RNA. RefSeq lists its product as hypothetical. Lineage: Eukaryota; Fungi; Basidiomycota; Exobasidiomycetes; Exobasidiales; Cryptobasidiaceae. Gene Ontology annotation, biological process: proteasome localization; nuclear protein quality control by the ubiquitin-proteasome system. The transcript has 2 exons. The coding region runs from base 107 to 1738 and encodes 543 amino acids. The record is from RefSeq and is a predicted model, not a curated record. Gene Ontology annotation, cellular component: nucleus.
CUCACCACCAACCAGUCAGUCUGCACUCCCAACGAGAGGCGGGCCAGCUCAUCGUCGGCCGCCCCUCUCGCCUGAGGUUACCUUGUGCCGUCUACGACAGCAGACGAUGGUAUACCACUACGGAUCACCGAUCAUCGCCAUGCCUCCACUGGCUUCUACCCCACCGACCCCCUCCUCGCUCCACCGCCACGCUUCGCACGACUCCCCAGCCACCCACCUCCAGCCUGACGGCUCCUCAUCCUCGUAUUCUUCUACGUCCCUGGCGCCAAACACGCAAGCAUCUCACCAGAUCCCCUUUCAGGCGACGCCCGUCCACCAUGGACCAACACCGCUGAGCUUCGGUUUUGGCUUUGGCUCGUCUGGCUCCUCGACGCCGCAAUCUUCUGCGCUGCACCAGCAAUGGGGUCAACCAUCGACGGCUACGCCGACCUCUCACUUCUCGCCCUCUUCAGCACGCUUUGCCUCGCCAGCCUACCAGUCUGUGCCCAGCACAUCGAGACGAUCGGAGGCCAAGCGGCGGCGGGACGAUGACGAUGGAGAUAGCGACAGUGAGAUGGAUACGGCGGGACCCUCGCGCGAGAAGAGCGGGAGCCCGCUGUCGAACCGACCCAUGGCCAGCUCCCGGCAGACACUUCCCAAGCGCAUGCGAGCUGGUCUUGGCGCUGUCGGUCUCAUGAGCCUCGACGAGGGAGCGACACGCCAAAGUCCGUCUCUCCCAGCCAGCAGCACCACCUCAAGCAAAUCUGCGCCGAGCGAAAGCGGUACCGGCAGACAGACUUCGAUGGCCGAUCGUGUGGAUGUUGGCCGAAUUCUUGCCACCCUGGACAAGCCAUCGCUCUUAUCUCUCUUCCACAAGCUCCUUCAAAGCAGCUCCGAUCCCGGGCUCAGGGACCAGAUCGUCUCGCUUCUGCCCUCGCCAUCGCUCGACUCGAUCGAGCCGGCGCUCGACGAGGCAGAGAAGGCCAUCAGAGCGGCCUUGCCGAGUGCGGGCCAGCAUGAGGUCCGAGCCGAGUUCGCUUGGGGACGGCUCAGGAGCCCUGUGGCCGAAUUUGUCCACACCGCUCAGGGCUUUCUUCCCCUCUUUGUCGACGAAGACCUGCCCUCGACACCGUCAUCAACGGGAGAAGGAUCGAGCAAGCGGGAGCGGCCGCAUGUCUCGACCACCUUCAACUUUCUUCAUCUCGUCACCGUCAGGGCGCUUCGCAUUCUUGAAGCAUUACCGGCCGUUCCAAGAACGGCUUCGAUGUUUGCCCUCGACCGGCAGCAGCCCGGGCCAUUGUUCCGCAUUGGCAGCUGCGAGGCGGUCAAGCAACUGAGCCAGAUGCUGCCUACCCACACCAUGGCCAUUUCCUCGCCGAACAGCAUCGUCAAUCAGCUCCUUCCCCAACUGGCCUUGCAGUGGACGCGGCUUUUUGAGCGAGUGGCCAAAGCCGUCAACGAAGAGGGCAAGAUGUUUGGCGCUGAAAUGGUGCGAGGAUGGAUCGGGUCGCUCAACGCGCUCGUGACGCCGCAGCAGGGCGACGCAGAAGCCUCUGUGGACGAUCCGGCCAAGGCGAUGCGGUCGACGCUGAAUGCGCUCAAGAGCCGACUCGAGCACGAGGUUGGCUGGCUCGUCGGCGUGCAUCGUGGCUCUUCCUCCUCCUCGUUUGGCUAUUCAACAGCCCAGCAUCACCAACACCAGCCUCCGACCCAGCACCACCUUCAUUCUCGACCCAUGGAUCAGGAAGAGGAACUGUAGCUGGCUCGCCUCCCCAUCACCCUCGCAUCAAUCGAGAGACACACUCAGACUCUCUCUCUCUCGUCUGCCCCAAUUCUCAUAUCAUCAGUCCACGUUUCACGGCAUGUCUCGGUCACUUUGUCAAAUUUUUCAAUUACCCCUCUUCUCAUCUUCAUCCACACAAGAAACAUCAUGUACAAAUCGCACCCUCCCUCUUCGUUCAGCUCAGAUCCAAUCCAAUAAUGAUGAUCAACGUU